AUGUCUGAAAAACUGAGAGGCUGUUUAUCCCCAAAGUGUGACUCUGCUGCAACCAUGGCGAGCUGCUGGACUUCCGGAGGUUUACGCAGCGGUGACUGGUGCUCCGCUGCUCUGCUGGCCGCUGCGCUGCUCAGCCUUCUGUUUGCUGGGAUGCAUCCAGCCACCGCGUUUCCCUCCUGGAGGUUAGAGGAAGAAGCUCACACCACCAUAUUGCUCAUCGGGAUCCGCAAAGAGGCGCGCUCACAAGUCCUCAACCUGUCCAGGAACAAGCGCUACACCCUGACCCCAGAGCAGCUCAAAUGGGACAAGUUCAAGCUAACAUACAAGUUGCUGUCUUUUCCUACAAACCUGAUAAAUGCCAGCGACACGCGUCAAGGCAUUGCCAGGGCUUUUGGCCUGUGGAGCGACGUCUCGCCGUUCUCAUUCAGAGAGGUGCCAGCGGACGAGGAGGCAGACAUUAAGAUCGGCUUCUACCCGGUCAACCACACGGACUGCUGGCAGUCCUACCUGCACCACUGUUUUGACGGCAUCACAGGUGAACUUGCUCACGCCUUCUUCCCGCCAACGGGUGAGAUCCACUUCGAUGACAGCGAAUACUGGAUUUUGGGAGAUAUGCGCUUCAGCUGGAAGAAAGGAGUUUGGCUGACGGAUCUUGUCCACGUGGCAACUCAUGAAAUCGGCCACGUCCUCGGACUCAUGCACACUAUGGACCCGAAAGCUAUAAUGCACUUGAACGCUACUCUGACAGGACGCAAGCGGAUCACCCAGGACGAAAUCUGGGGUCUGCACCGUCUCUAUGGAUGUUUGGACCGGUUAUUUAUCUGUCCUGCCUGGGCUCGGAAAGGCUAUUGCGACAGCAGGCGCAGGCUGAUGCAGAGACACUGCCCCUCCAGCUGUGAUUUCUGUUACGAGUUCCCAUUCCCCACUGCAGCCCCCACACCCACUCCACCCAGAACAAAACACAAGCUGGUCAUCGAGGGCAAGAAACUAACUUUUCGCUGUGGGAAGAAAAUCGCAUCAAAGAAAGGCAAAGUAUACUGGUAUAAAGACGGGGAGCUGCUGGUGCACUCUCACCCUAACUACAUCUCCCUGAAAAAUGACCACAUCACCAUUGUGGCCAACGCCAUCAAUGAAGGCACGUACACUUGCAUCGUGAAGAAAAAGGACAAAGUUCUUACGAACUACUCAUGGAGGGUACGCGUGCGCUUCUGAUGCUCUCCUAAGCUGCACAGCGAACAGGACUCUAGGGCACAUAUUUCGGAUUAAAAAUAAACAUUGUAUCAUUCA
Cyprinodon tularosa is the source of this 1287-nucleotide messenger RNA. It is a transcript of the gene mmp23ba, whose product is annotated as matrix metallopeptidase 23ba. Gene Ontology annotation, molecular function: zinc ion binding; metalloendopeptidase activity. Bases 1 to 1212 code for a protein of 403 amino acids. The record is from RefSeq and is a predicted model, not a curated record. NCBI's taxonomy places the organism in Eukaryota, Metazoa, Chordata, Actinopteri, Cyprinodontiformes, Cyprinodontidae. The transcript has 9 exons. Gene Ontology annotation, cellular component: extracellular matrix. Gene Ontology annotation, biological process: extracellular matrix organization; proteolysis; collagen catabolic process.